AUGGGCGGCGGCGGCGGCGACGAGACGACGAAGAAGAGAGCGAAGAAGGGGCGACGAACGAGCGAAGGAGACGGCGAGGGAGGGAAGCGGGCGAAGAAGACGAAGGCGGUGGAGGGUGCGGGUGAAGACGGGACGGACGCGGGCGUGGAGGGGCUGGAGAGCGUGGGGCGGACGGAUGGGAUUCUGUCCGACGCGACGUUCGCGUCGCUCGAGCUGAGUGCGCCGACGAUGCGAGGGAUUGAGUCCAUGGGGUUCACGACGAUGACGGAGGUGCAAGCGCGGUGCGUGCCGCCGCUGUUGGCGGGGAAGGACGUCUUGGGGGCGGCGAGAACGGGGAGCGGGAAGACGCUGGCGUUUCUGGUACCGAGCGCGGAAUUGUUGUAUCACGCCAAGUUUAUGCCGAGAAACGGGACCGGGGUCAUGGUGCUCUCACCCACGCGCGAGUUGGCUUUACAAAUUUAUAACGUGGCGCAGCAGCUCAUGGAGAAGCACUCGCAGACGCACGGCUUGAUCAUCGGAGGGGCUAACAGACGAGCGGAGGCGGAGCGGCUGAUAAAGGGCGUGAACCUGCUCGUCGCCACCCCGGGUCGGCUGUUGGAUCACAUGCAGAACACUCGUGGUUUCACGUUUAGUUCGCUCAAGGUUUUCGUCAUGGAUGAGGCGGAUCGAAUGCUCGACAUCGGUUUCGAGGAGGAGAUGCGAACCAUUGUGAAGAUGCUGCCCAAGGAGCGACAGACCAUGCUCUUCAGCGCGACGCAGACGACCAAGGUCGAAGAUCUCGCCCGGCUGUCGCUCAAGAGCCCGAUUUACAUCGGUGUUGAUGAUUCCAGAGCAGUGUCUACCGCGAGUGGCGUCGAACAAGGGUAUUGCGUCGUUCCGAGUGAGCAAAGAUUUUUGUUGUUGUUUACCUUUUUGAAGAAAAACUUGAAGAAGAAAAUCAUGGUCUUCUUCUCAUCUUGCAACUCGGUCAAGUACCACGCCGAGCUGUUGAAUUACAUCGACAUUCCCGUGAGUGAUAUUCAUGGGAAGCAGAAGCAACAGAGACGCACGACGACGUUUUUUGAGUUCUGCAAAGCGGAGCGAGGCAUUUUAUUGUGCACCGACGUCGCCGCGAGAGGUUUGGAUAUUCCGGCGGUAGAUUGGAUCAUCCAGUACGAUCCACCGGACGAUCCGAAGGAGUAUAUUCAUAGAGUCGGUCGUACCGCACGCGGAACGGACGGUAAGGGUCGAGCUCUGCUCUUCCUCAUCCCCGAGGAGUUGGCGUUUCUCAAAUAUCUCAAGGCGGCCAAGGUGCCCCUAAACGAGUACGAGUUCCCGACCAAGAAGAUCGCAAACGUGCAGAGCCAGCUGGAAAAACUGGUAGAAAAGAACUACUACCUUCACACGAGCGCGCGAGACGCGUACCGGGCGUACAUCUUGGCGUACAACUCGCACACGCUCAAGGAUGUGUACAACGUGCACUCGCUCAACCUCGUCGCCGUGGCGAGCUCCUUCGGUUUCCACAAGCCUCCAAAGGUGCAGUUGAAUCUCGAUUCCAAGGCGAGCAAGGGGCGAACGAAAUCUCGAGGCGAGGGCGGACCCGGGAGCGAUUAUCGUCGUCAAAAAGGAACGGGUCACAAAUUUAGCGCGGAGAACCCUUACGGUCGCAAGUCUGAGGGUGACUCGCGCCAAUUCGUGCGCAUGUAA
Molecule: messenger RNA, 1686 nt
Organism: Ostreococcus tauri
Lineage: Eukaryota; Viridiplantae; Chlorophyta; Mamiellophyceae; Mamiellales; Bathycoccaceae
Product: Helicase, C-terminal
Exons: 1
Coding region: 1-1686 (561 amino acids)
Biological process (GO): maturation of LSU-rRNA from tricistronic rRNA transcript (SSU-rRNA, 5.8S rRNA, LSU-rRNA)
Cellular component (GO): nucleolus
Molecular function (GO): nucleic acid binding; ATP binding; RNA helicase activity
Source: RefSeq, a predicted model, not a curated record